AACCUUUGACCUGGCAACCCCACCAAACCGGAAUGCGCCAUACAGCGCCGCGCCGCCCGCCGCGCAGUCGUGCUACGUCACCAAAAUAAAUAAAACAACAGUUAUUCCGAAAAAAAAAAACAAUAGUCAAAAUAACUAGAAAAACACUCUCGCGAUGUGAAAAUUAAAAAGUUAGUGAUUUCCUGUUUCGCCAAUGGCGGCAGUGUCGUGUUCCGCCUUCGAAAUUCAGUGCAACCGUGUGUUUAGUGCUGAGUGCUGACCUACUUUUAAAUGCAAUGUGACGUCAUUUGGCAAAUAUGUAAACCAAUCCAAGUGCCAAAAUGACUUUAAACCUAACCGGAAACCGUACUGUGGAACCGCGUUCCACGGCCUACUAUUACGCUGACAUCGAGCGUCUCAAGCGGAAAAACCAGAACGGAACUCCUCACAUCACUGCCGACGAAGAACCGAGGAACCCUGACGAGCUCAGCGAAUAUGUCGAGUCUAAUGAAGUGGUCAACGAAGGAGCUAAAGUGGACGUGCCUCCUUUACGAGACAGGCAGUACAGUUUACCUGAAUACAGUUUACCUGAAGCGUGCAGGCCUGAGGAGACCUAUUCGACGGCAGGCACAUUUCCAAUGCCUGAGCCUAAAGAGAAAGAACCACUGCUAGCUGAGCUGGAACUUGUUGGGCGACUCCCUUUAAGCCAGUUGGAUAGUGGGUCGGGCGUCAGAAGGAGUAGGAGCUGGUAUCUCUGCUGUCCCAAUGUGGCUGAUGAGGAGGUGUCCAGGGAGUCUUCUUGGCGGUACUCGAGUCUGCGGCCGGUUACGGCGCCACCGAUGGGAAGGAAUGGAAUGAAUUUUAUGGUAACAACUCAAAGCAGCGGGCACCCCGACGCGACCACGCUCCGCUGCGAGCGCGACGCACUCGCCCGGGCGCUGUCGGCGGAGCGGGCGCGCGCCGCCGCGGCCGCGAGAGCUCACGACGCGAGGCUGGCGGAACUACACGGGGUCAUAGCUGAGCUGGUGCGGAGGAGGGCGGCGGAUAAGCAGGCUAGGGCUAUCCCAGAGGAAGAGGUGUCAGAUGAGUGUGAGUCGACGACACAACCGGCGGGGGAGCUGGAUAACGACGCUGAUCGGUCCAGGACAGACCAAAAUGACAGUUCGUCCCUCGUCAGUCCGGCCGAGCUACCGACUCCUCAGGAGAAGGUGGAACCUGGAUCGGAGGCUUUUAAGCAUGAGGUCCAAGUCAGGAUAGAGAAGCCACAGGAGAUGAGCUCUAGCGAAACUCACCCCGUGGACAACUGUGACACCAGUCUAGAUCUGUCAGCCAGGGAUUCAGAGAUCUGUCUGAGCACAGCGAGAUGUUGCGGCUACACGCGUCCACACGCCAGCUCGGGCAGCUGCGAGCGCGAGCACGGAUCCGCCGACGGAGCGCGCGUGUGUACGGCCUCGCCGCGCGACGAGCGCCGAGCCAAGCUCGCCAGCAGGGUGCGACUGAGACGGACUGACGACGACACCAGCCAUGAGGAGACGUGGUGUGCGGAGGCGGCGGAGAGACUGGCGCUGGAUGUGUGCGCUCAGGCGGACCUCAGGGAGGCGCUGGUCGCGGCCAGCAAUGAUGGUUGCGCGCUGUCCGCUAGCGUGGCGGCGUGGCGCGCGCGGUGCGCGCGGCUGCAGGCCGACGCGCGCGUGCUGCGCUGCGCGCUGGCCGCCGCCGCCGACACCGCGCACAGAUUAUCGUGUGCCUGUGCGGUGCAAGAGUCGUCCUCGGUGUCCGUGUGCCUGGCGCUGCGCGCCGCCGACCGAGCGCUGGAGACGUAUGACGUACUCCUUGCGUUAGCCGAGACCUUACACAGUCCGCAAGAAGAGCGCAAAGCAGCAGAGGUGGUAGCGAAGCAGUUGCUGGCGCGGCUGGACGCCGAGCAGACGUCGGCCACGAUAGGCGAGCCGCUGCUGUCGCCGGGGCCGUGGCUGCAGCACGACGGACAAGCGCACACAGACAGCGAGUGGACGGAAGAAUGCGAGACAAGGCUCCGAGCGCACGCGGCGCGGCUCAAGAGUGACACAGUCACGCUGCGGAACGCCGGGCAAGCGCCCGCGCUGUUCUCUUAUCACGAUGUAGAAGAAGAUGACUUACCCAAAUCCGCGGGCAGCGCUAGUAUGGCGGAGAUGGAGGCAGCUGUCAUGAUGCAGGAGAUACUCGCAUUGCGCGAGGCCCGCGCCGCCGCGCGCGCCGCCGAGGCCGCCGCCGGCCUCCGGGACGCUAGCGAGGACCACAAGGACCAUAAGGACUAUAAGGACCACAAGGAAUACAGCUACAAGGACCACAAAGAUUAUGACCCUAAGGACAGGGACAAGGACCAUGUGCAACAUAAGAGCGAGUCCACCCGCAGCCGCCGCCGGCGCGAGCGGCACUGGCUGGAGACGCAGGCCUCCGAGACCGACCUCUGAACAUAUCCUUACCUACUUAUAUUCCUCAGUAUAUCUACUACAGAGACUAGAGAUGGGCCGAAUAUGGACUUCGCCGUAUACGAAUAUUCGGUCCAGAUCAUACCGAACCGAAUAUUCGGUUGGGCUAAAACCAUAGAGAAAAAAAAUCUAUAAAUGCUCACUCCAUACUUAAGUUUUAGUACCAAUAAGACUAUUAUUUUCGCAGUCGACAUCUAGCAUCGAGUAGCAGAAUUAUCAGAACUGCUACUUGAAAAUAGAUUUUCCACCGACCGAAAAGUCUAAUGCUCAACAAUUUUCAGCUAAUAUUAUAACCGGAUUAACCCAUAGAAGGUAGGAUCGUAUAGAAGUGGUAUACGCGUGCCUCCGUGAGGGACAAAACACACGCAAAUGCGACACUGUGAUUGGUCGAAUUUAUUUGUUGCCCACCAUUAUCCAUACUAAAAAAAUAAUGGGGAACAAAAAAUAUGUGAGACUGUGACAAGGACAAACAAUAAUAGCGCUUUCUCUGCUACUCCUACUGAAAGAUACAUAAGACUAUCCGUUCUGUCAGUUAUCCCCACCACUCAUGCCCAAUCCUUUUCAACGACUUCUGUUUUAAUUUUAGUUGUAAAUUGUUGUUCAAUAUAAUUUUCACCUCAGCAGCUCGAACAAGGGUACUUUGCUUCUUAAAAACAGUGAGCAAAAUGCGAUUUUGCUCACUGAGGGAGACAAAAUGACAUUCAAGUGACCUUUAUAGUCAAAUGUCAUUUCAACAUGCGGGGUCUAAUACAAGUUCGAUAUACUUGGGUUCUAUUAUCUCUGUCCCUCUAGGUAUGUUCUCACUGCUUAGGGUGAAAAAUUUUGUGUACUACACGAGAUCAAAGUUAUUUACAUCUCGUGCGCUUUUGAAUCCCUUACUACGCUCAAGAUUCUAAAUUAGAUAUUAUAGAAUCUUUCGCUUGCACGGGACUCAAAAUAAGCACUCGAAGAAAUAUCAAACUUUGAUCUCUUGUUGUACAAAUAACUAUUUCGUGAGUCGACACUAGUGAAUUCUAGUAUCGAGUAGCGGUACUCAUAAUUCCGCUACUCGAUGCUAGACGUCGACUGCGAAAAUAAUAGUCUUAUUGGAACCAAAACUGAUGUAUGAACUAUGAAGACUAUGAAGUGAGCACUCUAUUCUUACUAUACAGGGUGUCCCAGAAUUCGACGUCAAGCCGUAAACGGAUGAUAGACCAAGUCAUAACAGUUAUCAUAAAAAUACAAAAAAAAAUCCAACUCAUGUUCUUUAAACAUUAUGGUCACUUUAAAAAUUCACUAAAAAAUCCACACCCUGUAAUUAUUCAAGAUUACACAAUAAUAAAAAAAAUAGAAUAAAUUAUGGAAUUUGUAGUAACAAGAGUUAAAGAACCAUUACAGGGUGUGGAUUUUUUAGUGAAUUUUUAAAGUUUAUGAUAAUUGUUAUGACUUGGUCUAUCAUCCGUUUACGGCUUGACGUCGAAUUCUGGGACACCCUGUAUUUCUCUAUGCUAAAACUGCCCAAAAUAAGAACCCGAACUAUUCGGCCGAACACGAACAUAUGCUGAUACCGAAUAUUCGGCCCAUCUCUUAGAGACCGUCGUGAUCGGGAUCGAAAGCGAAAACAAUUCACGUCUCUAAGCAGGUGCUGCCACCUACACACGAACUGUGUUACCACGAUUAAGUACAGUCGAGUGUAAAAAUAUGGGUGCACACAAUACACUCAAAUAUAAUAUAUUUACAGUAUGUGUCUGACCAUGGGGCUUUAGUAGUAGUAGUAGUAGUAAACUCUUUAUUGUAUAAAAAGACAUAUGAAAAAUAACUUACAAUUAGCAUGAAGUACAAAGGCGAACUUAUCCCUUUGAGGGAUCUCUUCCAGUUAACCUUUGUGUAGAUGUGCUUUAAUUCCAGGGCUUGAUUUUACUCGCUAAACUGAGCUACUUUUACCAUGGGACCAACCCUAAAAUCGGGGAAAUUUUUUUGGCUUUCCCAUAGAAAACGUUAACAUCUGAUCAGCCAAAAUAUAUGAAAAAGUAAAAAAAAAAUCGGGAUUUCGGGGUUGGUGCCAUAAUAAAAGUAGCUCAGUUUAGCGAGUAGAAUCGAGCCCUGGAUUUAAAACCCGAUGGUCAGUAACACCCUGUAUGUCCUAGCGUAACGUCCCACAUGUCAGCGAAUUAAAUUAAAUAAUAAUUUAUUUUAGAAAUUCAAUUAAGAACUAUGGGACAUAUUUUUGAGUAAGUUAUAUGCACCCAUAUUUUUGACUACAAUACCAUAAAGAACUUACUUAAAAUCUUAAGAUGAGAAAUAACUGACAUAAUUAUAUCAUAGUAAAAUAAAUGCUUUUAGUAUGAGAAAGUAAUGGAAAUUAGCGUGCAUAUUUUUAUUGAAAUAAGCCAAAAAAAUGUAAAUUUCGCCAAAAUAAAUUUUACCAUUUCAGUAUACUUUUAAGCCCCAUUUAGACGGUUUGAUAUUCCGAUCAAAUACCGCAAUGUAACGAAAAUCGCAUGCAAGAUCUUAAACCGUGUAAUUGGAGCUUUAAGGAUGACUCACGUUAGAACGGCCCGGGCCCGGGCCGCGGCAUCCGAC
Molecule: messenger RNA, 5012 nt
Organism: Cydia fagiglandana
Lineage: Eukaryota; Metazoa; Arthropoda; Insecta; Lepidoptera; Tortricidae
Exons: 15
Coding region: 321-2432 (703 amino acids)
Source: RefSeq, a predicted model, not a curated record